Molecule: messenger RNA, 2037 nt
Organism: Puma concolor (puma)
Lineage: Eukaryota; Metazoa; Chordata; Mammalia; Carnivora; Felidae
Source: RefSeq, a predicted model, not a curated record
AUGUCCCCGGACGUCUCCUACGUGUGUCCCCUUCUGCCCGCGGUGGACCUCGUGUCCACCUCGGGCCCCCAGCCCUGGAGGAGGCAGUACUGGGUAGGCCGGCCCCACCUUGGCCUGGCCGGAGCUUGCCAGCUGCAGGGGGCGGUCCCAGUGGUGGGGGAGGCCCCGGGACCCCGAGGCAAGGAAGCCCCCACGGGUCUGCCGCUGCCACUGCUGAGCCAGGUCCUCAGCGGGGAGUCCCAGGCCGCACUGUGUCCCCCUCUCCGAGCUGCUCUCAGUGGGGACCACCUGCCCGCCCCCGGGGGAGAACAGGACGCCCAGGGCAGGGCUGGCAGAUCUGGCCUCCACACAGAAGCCCCCUUCCUGCCCUGCUACACCAUCCAAGAGCCUACGGUGGCUGACGGCUCCCCAUCUCCCACAGGGCAUGGCCACGCUCUUGGUUCUGGUGGCCGCUGGGGUCCCUUCCUGCUGUCCGCGUGCAAGGCCCUUGCUGGUGGGCCGUGUGGAAGGCGCAGGCACACGCCUGCCCGAGGACGGUCCCCGGAUGCGGUGGGAGCGCUCACCGUGCGAGCCGGCCCCACGGCGCCCGCUGCCUCCGACCCGCCCGCGCCCCGUGCAGCAGGCUCUGUUCCUGUGGCAGAUGAGGGGACUGGGCCCCGAGAGCUGGGGGACCCCACGCAGCUGCUGUCAGAGCCGGGCUGCCCCAGGGACUCCGCCGAUGCAGGACAAAUGUGCUGGGCGUGCAUUUGCCCAGAAGUUGUGCGGCCUCAGGAUCUUCCGGUCAGCUCCCGUCUGUGCAGGAACCCCUGCUCCCAGGGGGCCACACAGCUUCGCUCACUGAUGACACCAGGAGCCGUGGGUCAGCUGCUGUCUGUCACCACCACGUCCCGAUCUGGUCCCUCCCCGAGGAGGCGGGAGGAGUGCCUCAUUGGGGCUUUAGUUAGGCCAAAGACUCUGAUUCCAGACAGCCUCCCCGUCACCCCAGGCCGGGACCGGCCCCCCAAGCAGCCCCCCACGUUCCAGAAGGCCACCGUGGUCAGCGUCAAGAACCCCAGCCCGGCCCUCCCCACCGCCAACAACACCGUGAGCCAUGUGCCGACGCCCAGCAGCCAGCCCCAGGCCCUCGCCGAGUCCUCGGCCAUCACCUCCCCCCUGAGCGGCGCCGGGGUGGCCUACGCCAUCAUCUCCACCGCCCCCAACAAUGCCACCGCCAUCGCCCCCAGCACCGCCGUGUCUGUGGUCAGCGACAGCGUCAUGGUCCAGCCCCUCCUCAUCAGUGCCGACAAGAAGGUCAUCAUCAUCCAGCCUCAAGUGCAGACGCAGCCCGAGAGCACGGCGGAGCCACGGCCGCCCACGGAGGAGCCAUCUCAGGGAGCUCAGGCCACCAAAAAGAAGAAGGAAGACCGGCCCCCGAGCCAGGAGAACCCCGAGAAAAUCGCCUUCAUGGUAGCUCUUGGCCUGGUCACAACGGAGCACUUGGAAGAAAUCCAGAGCAAGCGCCAAGAGCGGAAGAGAAGAAGCACAGCCAAUCCCGCCUACAGCGGCCUCCUGGAGACCGAGAGGAAACGGCUGGCAUCCAACUAUCUCAACAGCCCCCUGUUCGUCACAGCAAGAGCCAAUGAGGACCCCUGCUGGAAGGCCUUAAAGAAAGACGGUGGCGUGCCCUGGUCCGGGAUGCUGGCCAUUGUGCACUCCUACGUCACCCACAAGACAGUCAAGGUAGAGGAGAAGCAGAAGCUGCUACAGAGAGGCAGCGAGCUACAGAGCGAGCUCCGGCAGCUGGAGGAGUGUGACCGGCGCCUGGCCUCGGCGGUGAAGAAAUGCCUAGAGCUUAAGACGAGCCUGCUGGCCCGGCAGAGGGGCACCCAGACAUCCCUGGACCGCCUGCGGGCCCUCCUGAGACUGAUACAGGGCGAGCAGGUGCUGCAAGUUGCCAUGACGACCACCGGCCCCGCCCCGCUGCUGGCCGGGCCCUGGACCAAGCCCUCGGCAGCAGCCAUGCACCCCGCCCUCCAGCAGCCCCAGGGGCACAACUGA